AUGAACCGCCCCCUCUUCACGCCCAAAUCUGUGAGUAGCCUGCAAUGGAACACUACCUUUCCAGCAGUAACACUGUGCCAGGUGGUCAACAGUGAAACCAUCGCCGAGCUAACCGAACGUCAUUUCGGGAUUGACCGAAAUCCCCUGUUGGACAGCCUGGUGAUGGAUAUUGCCUUUUAUGGUGGGACGUGCUACUCCUGCGAAGAGUGCCUGUCGGGAGCGAUCAACUGCAGCGUACUGGGCAGCUUCGGUGACCUAGUGCACCGUUACCGGGCGUCCUGCGAGGAACUGCUAACGGACUGCCAUUGGCAGCACCAGCCGGUCGACUGUUGCCAGCUGUUCCGCCCGCUCGAUACCGAGUUCGGUCGCUGCUAUGGCGUGAACGUGCGCAACAGGCUGACCGGCGGUGUUGGUGCGGGUCCACCGGCGUUGGCCACGGGGCCGCUUCUGGUCAGCAACCGGCAAACGGGCCCCGGUCGGCUGGAGUUCCGUGUGCUGGAGGACGUACAGCUGUACCUCCACGAUGAGUACGGAGUGCCGCACGCCUACAUCGAUCGUACCAUGCGCGAAACCAUCCUGUGGGGCAUGCGCAAGGAGGUGGUGGUGCGCGUGCUCGAGAUCGAGAACCGGGACGCGGUGGCCGAGCUGUCGGUCGAGCGGCGCAACUGUCGCUUUCCGCUGGAACUGCCCCCGAAUCGAGGGGCGCAGCUGUACAGCUACUACAGCUUCUCAGCCUGUGCUGUAGAGUGUUUCGCCCGGACCCAGCGCCACUACUGCAACUGUACGCACCACCUGAUGCCGCGCGAUCCAGCAGAGCGGCAGGCCAGGGAGUGCUCUUUCGAUGGGCUCGCCUGUCUGACCAAACACUCGGUCGAGAUAGCGCAGGCACGCAAGCGGUGCCCAUGCCUGGCGUCCUGCGUCGAACCGGAGUUUUUCGUCAUUCACAAGUCGGAAGAUUACUUCCCGGAAGAGGAACAGGAGGGUCGCGUGACGGUGCGACUGUUGUCGUUGCCAUACGAGCGGUUCGUGCGCAACAUCGCCAAGACGGAGAUGGAUCUCUUUAUCGCGCUCGGCGGAUUCAUGGGUCUCUUUUUCGGUGCCUCCGUCUUGACGGCGACCGAUUUUCUGCUCAACCUAUGGUGGGUUCGUCCCAGCUGGCCCGUUAAAUAACGAUCAACGAAUCAGGC
This is a messenger RNA of Anopheles aquasalis, 1187 nucleotides long. It is a transcript of the gene ppk31, whose product is annotated as pickpocket 31. Gene Ontology annotation, molecular function: ligand-gated sodium channel activity. Gene Ontology annotation, biological process: sodium ion transmembrane transport. The record is from RefSeq and is a predicted model, not a curated record. Gene Ontology annotation, cellular component: plasma membrane. NCBI's taxonomy places the organism in Eukaryota, Metazoa, Arthropoda, Insecta, Diptera, Culicidae.